Molecule: messenger RNA, 1632 nt
Organism: Talaromyces rugulosus
Lineage: Eukaryota; Fungi; Ascomycota; Eurotiomycetes; Eurotiales; Trichocomaceae
Exons: 5
Coding region: 1-1632 (543 amino acids)
Biological process (GO): regulation of DNA-templated transcription; DNA-templated transcription
Cellular component (GO): nucleus
Molecular function (GO): zinc ion binding; DNA-binding transcription factor activity, RNA polymerase II-specific; DNA binding
Source: RefSeq, a predicted model, not a curated record
AUGGCGGCCGUUAAUCUAGACGUGGAUCUCGCUCACCACUCAUGUUUACACUGCCGAAACUUGAAACGGAAAUGCUCGCGCGAGCUUCCUUCCUGCUCCCUUUGCAUUCGUCUUAGAAAACGUUGCACUUAUGAAUCUUCGAAAUCUGCAGUGUUCUCGAGAUCACCUCAGGAUGAAACCCAGGAUGAUUUGCCCGAGCAGUCUCUUCUUUUUCAUCUCCUGCCUUCUUCACUUGCCCACCACCCCUCCAUCAUCCCUGCUCGGACUUUUCUAGAUUCGGAAUCGUCGUCUCCUACUCCUAUAAAUGUAUACCCGCAUGUUACCAUACCGGAAAAGGUGUUGGGUAUGUUAGGCUCCAGGCAUGAGAUGCACUCUGUCUACGUGCGAUAUUUUUCCGUAUUGCAUAAAUGGCUGCCUAUUCUCAGCCAGAAAGACACCAGUGAGGAUAUUAUUGAUAUUGGACCGAGAUCCAAGAUUUCAUUGGUCCUCCUGGCACUGGCAAUGAAAUUAUUGACAAGUGCACUGAAGCCAGGGGAGCAGGCUAUGUCACCACUAUACCAAGAAACAAAAAACUUGGCAAGUAGAAUCGAAAGCUGUGGUCUAAUUACGCUUCAGCUUGUCCAAUCCAUAGUGCUAUUGUCGGUCUAUGAGAUUGGCCAUGCCAUAUACCCUGCCGCAUAUCUCAGUGUGUCACAAGCAGCGCGUCUCGGAACUCUUUUGGGUUUUCACAACAGAAUGAAACUGCAAAUUUUCACCAAACCAGACACCUGGACACUUCGCGAGCAAGAAAGAAGAACGUGGUGGGCGACGCUGCUCUUAGAUUGCUUCGUGCACCUCGGCAUCUCCGGCUUGCCGCUGGCUUCACCAACACCCCACAAUGGAGAAUUGCUCCCAUGUGCCGAGCAGUCUUGGGAAAGUGGCUCGGUCGGUUUCAACCAGCCACUGUUUCUACAAAACUUGCCCGCUGAUGCACAGAUGGGCUCUUUUGCUGCUACUUGUCAAUCUGCACACCUUCUCGGAUCUGUUAUACGCCACCGUGACCAGACUGACAUUGACGACCGUGGACUCGUCUUGUCCGAAGCCCACCAGCUGCAUCGUGCAUUACAUACACUAAACCUUUAUCUGAGGAGACUUUGCUUUGUCGACCAAGUAGCUUUGGAAAAGAGCCAUUUUACUGCUUUUGCUCUUUGCUGCUCGGCUCGUUUCGUUCUCUACGAGAUAUAUGCAUGCAACGAGCAUUACCCUUCUAGUGGUCCUAGAAUACCCGAAGAAAUCGCAAUGCAGCAGUUCUCACUUGAGGGGAUAAGUAAGAGUAUAGAUGACGUUUAUUUGCUGACUGAGCAUAUUCUUCGCUUUGCUUCAGUUUCUGACCAAGACAGCGUCUCACGCCUUAGUCCGCUAUUUUGCCACUGCCUUUAUCAGUCUAUAUCUGAAUGCGCCUGGCUGUAUCGAGAAGAAAAGGGUCUGCACAGGGCUGCACAACUGAAAACAUUGAUACAGGGCCUGGAAACACUGGGCACGUGUUGGAAGGUCGUCGGUCACUAUAUGUCUAUUCUUGAGGAAGAAAACGCACUUGCUGUCGUGGCCGAUGAAACCAUGACAUAUGAAGAGGAUGCCCGCCUUUCCUAUUAA